Cylicocyclus nassatus is the source of this 3013-nucleotide messenger RNA. The record is from the annotation of a GenBank genome assembly. NCBI's taxonomy places the organism in Eukaryota, Metazoa, Nematoda, Chromadorea, Rhabditida, Strongylidae.
AAUGAAGCCCUUUAAAACAAAUCAAAUAUUUUUUUGGUAGUUUGCUUACGAGUAUCUCUCUUCACAUGAUUCAUGGAGUUCCACGAAGUAAUAGAUGUGGACGCUAACCAACGAACAGACGACGUGAAAUGUGUGGGGACGUUUGAGUCAUUGAUGAUCUCUCCAUCUACGGUGGCAAAUCUGAGAAACAGUGGUUUUCGGAUCCCCUCACCGGUGCAGUUAAAAGCAAUUCCUACAGGGAUUGCAGGAAUAGAUAUGCUAGUGCAAGCGAAAUCUGGUACGGGUAAAACUCUUGUUUUUGCCGUGCUCGCUGUCGAGAAUUUGAAUCUACAGUCGGAAGUUGUCCAGAAAAUAAUCGUUGCGCCAACUAGGGAAAUUGCUACUCAAAUAAAGGAUGUAAUUAGGAAGAUCGCACAUUUCAAGACACGAAUUGGUGUACUUGUUGGUGGCACCCCAGUCCAUCUUGACGUGCAAGCGUUGAAACGAGGAGUGCACAUAGUUGUUGGUACUACUGGAAGGAUUUGUCAGAUGGCCCAGAACGGACAUCUCAAUAUGGAAAACAUUGAUCUUUUUGUUCUCGACGAAGCUGAUAAGCUCAUGGAAGACUGCUUCCAAAAAGAUAUCAACUACUUAUUCUCUGCAUUGCCUCCUUCCCGUCAAGUCGCGGUAUUUUCAGCAACUUAUCCUAGAGGUUUGGACCAGCUGCUUUGCAAAUUCAUGCGUAACGCUUCAUUGAUACGUUUGAAUUCUGACGAUGUACAACUUAUCGGAAUCAAGCAGUACGCUUUGUUGUGCGAUGGAGCGGUAUCCGACUGCCUUGUUCGCCUUUUGAAGACAGUGCAGUUCUCUCAAGCAUUGAUCUUCUGCAAUCUGCAUCAGCGUUGUGAACCUAUUCACCAAUUUCUGGAAGAUGCUGGGUUCAUUGCUGCAUCGAUUUCUGCUCAGAUUUCACAAAAGGACCGCGAUAAUGUCAUUGAGAGAUUGAAGCAGAACAAGCUAAAAGUUCUUGUUUCGACAGAUUUGACGGCGCGUGGAAUAGACGCUUCUAAUGUAAAUCUUGUUGUCAGUCUCGAAACGGCAAUCAGUGCAGAGACCUACUUUCAUAGAAUUGGAAGAGCUGCACGAUAUGGAGGGUAUGGUGCAGCAGUAUCCUUACUUGCCGAUCACCGUGAGUUUACCCGGUUCAAAGCAAUGGUGAUGAAAGCUGGAAUCAACGUCCGCUUGAUGGGUUUAGCGGAGACUCCUCCCGAUUUGACAACGAAUCAGUCGUACUUUGAACAAUGCCCCAAACUUUCGUCGGUAGAGGAUGCAGCUUCACUGCUUACGAAAGAAGGCAAGAAUACCAACGACACGUUGUUCUCUGGCUCACGUAGUGACCAUCUCAAUAUCUCUCCUUCUUCGCAUAAAACUGUCUAUGACCGAAGCACGAUCAUAGAAAUAGGGAGAAACAGUGGCUAUCUGCUAGCGCCUCACAUAAUUGAUUGGGUUACAAGCAUUGGAUUGAGUCGCGGUGUUGACACUGCAACAAUUAAACACAACGGUCACUGUGCUAAGUCAGUACACACGAACUGUCAAAUGGAACCAGAAGUCAACAAACAUCAUUCUUCUCCUUCGCUAUCAUCAACAGCCGCCAUAAAGUAUAAGUUCAUACCAUCUCGUGCUAAGGCCAAGAAAAAAUUUUACAUGCGUGGCGAGCUGUUGUCUAUCAGAGAUAGUGUAACGAUGGAUUGUUGGAAAAAGUAUGCUCAGCGCAAAUUUGAUAUGUCCGUUGAGCCAUUUGUGGAUAAACGAAGCUUGGACAUUCUUACUGACAAGGCUGUUGGCAAAAAAGACAGCGAUUUUGACGGGGAAGAAAUGUGUCUUCCUCCGACAAGUUCAUCAGUAGGAAGGCUCGCUAGUAAACCAGUAAAGCGGUACUCUCGCAAGGACCUGAUUGCAAUCCAGAACGCUGUCCCGAAGAAGGCAUGGCUUCCUUAUGUGAAAGCACGAUGGGAAACUAAUGAAGAACCUUUUGAGUUGAACCAGUACUUACGCUGUUCUUUUGAGGAACAGCUGCGACGAAAACGUGACAUUGAAAAGAAGCAGCGUACUGAGAUGAUGAAGAUACGACAGAAAGCGCAAAUGGAAAAGCCCAAAUUGUGUGCUUUCUCGCGAACAAGUUCUUAUGCUUCUGUCAGGGAAACAUCGUUCGAAACAUUCUCCUCUCGAAUUGAGAAAUGUUUUGCUCAACUGCGUUUGGCGAAUGAUGGAAGUCAGCAUGUUGGACCUGUAGUCCCAUUACGUGAUUCACCGGACCUGUGGGGCAGAAAAGUGCGUCAUUACAUAAGCUGUCUCAAUAACCAUGCAAAACUAUUCAACUACGAUGUGCAGAGGGAGGCAGGAAGAAUAUGCGAGGGAGGUACUGGGGUCGGUGAUGAAAUGUUGUCAUCUUCGAUGCCAAGCACAAAAGCAGAGAAGUGCGAGAGCAGUGAAUGUUUGAAUGAGGCUGCUGUGGGAUGUGUGGAUGCUGACAUGGUUGAGGAUCCGCCAUCAACUUACAUUGCAUCUAGCGCAGCUGAGCAAAAGGAUCAUCCCAUGUUAACGGACAUUGACAACUUAAGCUUUUACUCUUGUCAGAGUUAUGCCGAAGAAGCUACUGAAGCCGAUGAGGCCGAGGACGAGAAUAACGUUUUUCCGUCGUUAGUUGACAGCGAAAAGUGUUCUUCUCAUUAUUUGGACACUGAGGACAGCUUUUUAAGUGAGGGAGAAGAAGCAGAGCUUGAAAGAUUUGCGCAAGAAUAUAAACGUAAUGUAGAUUUUGGACUUGUUUUCUCUUCUUAUCUCCAUUUGUUGAAGAAAAGAUACCACUGACCUUGGUGGUGUCGUUUUACCUACUUUUUCGAUCAAAUUUUCUUGCCUUUUUCAAUGAAAUCUUCAUGUGGAUUUGGUUGAAUGCUCUACUUUUACACAGGUCUGUAUACUGGUUGAUUCCCGUGACUGUUUUGAUCAUCUUAUUUUUAAUGAAAAAAAUAAA